ACCCCGCAUGUGAUGGUAUACCACACAUUAAACAGUGUAAACUUCAGCCUAACUGUACGAGAUUUUUCCUACGACUCACGCGUGGUGGUCACUGUUCACCACGGCUUUAGACUGUGAUCAUAAUACAAUUGUGGAGUUUUAAGACAUUUUCGGCUGGCUGUACGAAUUAACGCAAUACAAAGCGUCUUAAUUUCUUUACCUACUAUAAAGAUGUCAAAAAAUCCAUUUGUAAACUGUAAGUCGCGUAAACGAAGGAAAAAUCGAGGCCCAAUCCCAAGACCUCAAGAAAAGUUAUACUGUCCUCGUACCAUGGUAAGGUAUGAUAACUCGCAAUGUGGUUAUAGCCCUGUAUGGGCUUGUAAGAUGUGCUUAUGUUGUCUGCUCAGUGAAAAGGCCGUUAAGGAGCAUUUAAUUAAAUGCAAUGCCUCAAGUAAAAAAGACGGACCAUCACCAACUCAAUCAAAGAAGAAAGACAACGAGAAUGAGGAUGUACAUUAUACUUGUGAUACUUGUCACAAAGUUUUUUCUAGACGGGUAACGCUAAAAAAACAUCUCGAAGUUCAUGAAAGUGUAUCAAGUGGUUUGGAAUCAGAGCAAUCUGAUAAUGAAAUAGCUGAAGUAGUCAAUGACGUCGAGAUUACUGAGGCUGAUCUUAUAAGUGACAACGAAUCUGAGGGAUCAAAUGCCAGUGAUCUCGCCAAUAAUUUAAUCUAAUUUUAUUUCAUUGUAUUCAUAUUAUUUUAAAUUCAAUUAACUACCCAUCAUGUUAAUUAAUUUUUUUUUUAAUUAACUAUGAGUUAUCUUGUACUUUUUUUUUUAUAGAAUUACAAUAUUUUGGUAGUUAUAACUAAACAUUUAACUUUGAUUUAUGAAAUAAGUUGAUUCCCAAUAAAUAAUAAAUUUUGGUACUCGUCAAAUAUGCUACCUACCGCUACUUCGUUGGUGUAGUAUGCUACCGUAAAAUAAUACCUACCAAAAAACGUUUACUGAUUAGUAACAAAUUAACAACAAUAUUAAUAACAAUUUAUUACUAAAUAAUUAAAUUUAUUAAUUUACCGUUGUCAAGUACUUUAUAAUAUUUCAAUACGUCAUUAUAUUAUAUUAUUAUACAUUAUAUACUAUUUUUACAUCAUUCUAGAAAACUUCUAAUAAAUCUUGUUGGGUAUUAAUGGACCGCCACCAUUCUUUUAUUAAUUGUCGGACUAAAAAAUCUGUCGCUCUUCGGGUUUUAAUUCCGUAUUUAGUUUUAACAUGUCUCCAUAUACACUCCAUUGUUUGUGUUUGGGUGUCCAUUGUAGGAUCAACAAAAAACUUGGAAUUAUUGACGGUUUCGUGUUGAUGAACUAUAUCUUUUAGGGUACUAUAUGCUCCCCAUUGAUCUGAAAAAAUAAUUGAUCCUAGUUCUAUUGAUUUUGUAUUAUUGGUAAUAAAUUUGCCUUAUCUCUUUUUUUCACUUUAAAAAUCUUCUUUCUAUAACUCCAUUAAUAUUUUUACAACACAUACCAAAAAUCCAUGGACCUUGAAUGCGAGUACCAUAAUUUUUUUGUGUCGAAUGAUCAUCAAUAUUGUCAGUAUCACUUGAUAAAUUGUCAUUUACAUUUGGAAUUAUAUCUCCAUUUCUCAAUCAUCCUCUAUUACAGUGGUGAGUGGUGGCCAAACUACGGCCCGCCAUCAUUUAAUAUCUGGCCCACAAAAGAAGUAUAAUAUAACAAUUUUCCCUGGACCACCCAUUUUCUUAUGUUUAUCAAACAUUGCAACUGCUACAUCUCUACUUAAAUUAUUCCAAUCUACAAUUGUAUUACGAGUUUUUGUUGUAAAUUUUUCGAUUAUUGAAACUGGUAUUUGAUACACCCAAUACCAAAUUAAUUUAACAAUUUCAUUUAAUGCUAAAUCACUAUUACUUUUAUCAUUUUUAUCGUAAUAUGUAAAAAAAAGGAUUUUUUUUUCUUAAAAAAUGAUAAGUUUGACAAUCUUUUUUUGACAUCGUAAAUAAGUAGUUUUUAAUAAAUCACCAUUUGAGUCUCUUUUUUGAUAUUCUUUUAACGUGCCUCCACAAAUAACACCAUCUUUUAAUUUGGAACAACUACCAAGUUCUAGGAUCAAGUUUUUCUCUUGAAGAUAAUUAACACAUGUUUCCUCAUUACAUAUUAAAUGUCAGUACAAAUAGAUUAAUUUUUGUUUAUUUUAAAAUAAAAAAUCAAACAGUAAAACUCACAACGAAUAGGACACAACAUAGACCAAAAUAAUAUAUUAUCUAAAAGUAAGUUAUCAUGGGUCUUGGUGGAUCAGAUAUCAUAAUGGCUAUUAAGCUAUAACUUUGUACAACUGUUAAAUGUUAUUUAUCUUAAUGAGUCAAAUGUACUUUCCUGUAAUAAAAUGAAAUAAAAUAAAAAUAACUACGGUAGGUAGCAUAUUAGAUAAGUUCCUAAAUUUUAGGUUAGAUUAAGGCAGUGGCGUAACUAGGACUACUCUGUGGGGGGGGGGGUUGAUUUAGAUAUUUUUCAUUUGUAAAAAAAAAUAAAAACAUUUAUAGGUUUAUUUCACAAAUUAUAAUUCAUUAUAAUAUGAAAAAAAAGGUUUAGGGGGUGAUAUAUCACCUGCCUCACUUCCCGUAGUUACGCCACUGGAUUAGGUACUUAGAUUUUUUAUUUUCUUCAGUGCCAGGGUUUGUGACUUAUAUUUCUAGAAAAAGAUCUUGAUAAACACUUACAAUGCUGAAGUAUAAAAAUGAUUUAAUGUAAUUAAAAAACAUAAUUGUUUUUAUUAAUAAAUAAUGAGGUUAUACCUUAAUCUAAUUUAUGAAUUUUAUACAUUUAAGUUUUUUUAUAAUAUAAGUACCUAAUUCUUUUGUGAAUUUUUUUCAAAUAAAACGUAUUCAAAAUAAAAA
This is a messenger RNA of Aphis gossypii (cotton aphid), 2887 nucleotides long. RefSeq lists its product as uncharacterized. The coding region runs from base 211 to 714 and encodes 167 amino acids. The transcript is spliced from 3 exons. Lineage: Eukaryota; Metazoa; Arthropoda; Insecta; Hemiptera; Aphididae. The record is from RefSeq and is a predicted model, not a curated record.